Molecule: messenger RNA, 18776 nt
Organism: Dermacentor andersoni
Lineage: Eukaryota; Metazoa; Arthropoda; Arachnida; Ixodida; Ixodidae
Source: RefSeq, a predicted model, not a curated record
GCCCGUUCCCGUUGCUGCGACGAUGUAACGAAACCGAAGGCAUCGCCGUUCCUUGCAACAGUUGUGACCUUUGCAAAAACUCGGUUUAACUUGUGUGUAAGUGAGUGCUGUAGGCGUCAUAAAUAUUGUCCUUCAGUCGAAGAUGGCGCCGAAGAAUGCUUAUUCAUGUCUAUUUAGGCUUCCCACAUUACCUGAGGACGGACUGUAUAAAGUGCAGUGGUAGGGCUGGCUUGCUUCGAUUUUCGUCGCCUGUUGUGCUCUGGGGCUUCUUCAAAUUGCCAAAAAUCGGGGCCACUGGAUCCGAAGAAUGGCUCUAAAGAAUUUUCGGACUCCACCGGGACCCGCUUCAUAAAUGAAAAAGCGGCGUUACUGGCUUUUGUCCAAAACAGACUGCUUCCCUCCCACCCCUCUGUCGUGAAAAAUGCUUUCCACUCGCAAUGGCUCUGAUAGCAAGGGUGCCAUGAAUCAGGAGCUGUCCAUAGCACCCGUGUCUUGCCAUCGCUGCUUCCUGGCCAAGUCUUCCAAGGACCACGUUGUUGUGGUGCCCUCUGGUGGAGCCAACCAGGAAUACCAUAGAUUGAUCCCUGCCCUUUUUCGGGAUGUGUCUACCAUUUCUACAAAGUCACUGCUCAAGCUCGUUCAAGAGCUGUCCAACUCGCUGACGGAGCACAGCCUACUGAUGCGCCUGGUGGGGACGCCCAAGGACGGCCUCCUUCACCGGAGCCGCAUGUCUGCUCUGCAGUGCCGCUGCUGCCAGAUGGCACACUGCCUGAAGGCACAUUUUGUGGAUGUUUUCCGUGGAAUGGAAGCUUUGUCACAGCCUGACGUUGUGGAGCUGGGCAAGUCCCUGCGCAUCUACAUGGCCUGCUUGCACUCCAUGGAGCAAGAGCUUCUCCAGACUGCCCACCUAUUCCAGCUGUUCCCCUUGCACCCCACCCCAGAUGGUUCGGUGAAAGCUCAGUUUGUGCACACGGGGACUACUGGUGGCAUGGAGCAGAUGUUCAGUGCUGUUUGUGAGUCCCUGAUGUUGUCCACGGCUGACAAGUAUCGGCAAGAACGGGAAAGCUGGAAGCAGCUGGCAAAGCUUACUGUGGACAUACGUGCACUCAGUGAUUCGUUGCAUACGGACGCGGUUUUAGGCUCCAUGGUUGACUACGUCAUCUUUAAUCCAGAUGACAAACUGUCGAAGACUCACCCACCCAGUGAAAUGGCGCAGUCCAACAACCUGAGGCUGCUUGGGCCUGCCUCUGCCACCAGUUCUGAAGAGAAUCUGGUGGCCAAGAAGAAGCGUCCUUGCCAGCUUGCCUGCCUCGUCUCGUUCAUCUUGCUCAUCGUCUGCAUCGCUGUGGCUGCCAUAGUUUUUUUUCUUGUCUUCUCGUAGCCUUGACUGUGGCAUCGCAGCUCUCCAGCACCUGUCCACUGAGCCUAUCUCUGUCCUCUUCCACCCUUUUUCAACUGCACCUGUAGAAAGAUUAUUCCAUUUUCCUCAAUUUGCUCACUUCAGCUGUUCCGUCAAAGUGUACUCCUCUAUACAGACAUUGUCUGGAGGCCUCCUCCUUGAGGCACUGUUGUAGAUAGAUGUGUGUGCGCAUGUGCUGUUGAUGUGGAAGCACAGGUAGAGAUCAUUGCGGAGGAUGGUUGAUGGAGGCACUUAUGCAUCUCUAUGCUUGCUUCUCAUCAUCCCUAAGCCUUCUUUCCUCUUCUGUUUGUACAAAGGACAUCUGCUCAACAAAAACUCAGUCAAUAAGAGGAAAGUCUUACCCACUUAAGUGCUGACCCUAAAGACAGUAUGGCCAAUGUGACCUGGAAAAGGUAAAGAAAGUGGCUUGUACUUUUUCUUUUCUGCCUCUAUGUUAGUUUCUUGUAUACCAUGUGUAUGUAUAUAAAAGAGGCUAGCAUUUUUUAACUUUUAUUUUCAUUUCAUUCCAAUAGUAGCCACACACUGGCAAUUCUCAGGAGUGCUAGUUCCUGUUUAUGUAAGCUUUUGUAUUGUUUGCUUUGCUCUCAGCAUUUAUGAAGCAAUGGUGGGCUGUAACAAAGAAAACAAAUUCAAGAUUUCUAAACAGAAAAAGUAUGCAUUUUCAGGACACACAGGAGAGAUUUAUUAUUCAUACAUUUUGUGCCAGAUUGCAUAAGUUAUCUACUUAAAUAUCAAAGCAGCACUUAUUUUUAUACAUAUUUUUUUUCUGUGGAGGCGUCUUAUUGACAUGGAAGACCUGUGACCUGACCUUUCGUUGAGCAGGGGGUACACUGUGUGUUACCCUCCUUCACUUAAUCAUGUGACUAUUGCCUGACAAAUUAUACAUAUAUAUACAUAAAAAGACUAAAAGGAAUUUAGAUGACCAGAGGAAGAUAACCUAAAAUGAACUUACAAUAUUUUCUUAGCUCACCGUCUUUUCUCAGAGCUUCAUGCACUGUGACCUCCUGUUUGUGCCACUCAUGCUCUGCAGGUAUCACUUUGCUGUUCUUUCCAUAUAGAUGGCCCUUUGGUCUUCAGAGAGGUGCAGACUAUUUAUGAAAGCACAACAUUAGUAAUAGAGGAAGGCAGGAGAUUGCAAAAUAUGUCUAUACCAGCUGCUUGACAAGGAUUUAUGCUUAGGAAAGUGCACAUGCUUGAACAGGGAGGUCAACAUAUUUCACAUACAUAUUUAUAUAAUAUAGUCACCUUUACUGAUGCAUUCUCACAUCAGUUUGGUUUAAACAUGUUUAAGCCAUAGCUGCACUGAGGUAAGCAUCCCUGCUCCCAUGCUCACUCUCGGUAAUGGUUCAGGUAUAACACUUGCUUUGGUGUUCGCAGAGCGCACUGCUUCUGCUAGUUAGGACUAUUGUGGGCCUCAUAGCUACGCGUAGUUUCUCACAAGGAGAAGCCUAUGGUAUAUACUGGCUUCUAAACCUGGGGAAUUGUCUAAGAUCUCACUCUGAAUAGAUACAUACCAUUGCGUCGAGCUAGCAGCUUCAAGGCAUAGAAAAUAGUCUUGCUCCUAGGAUUCCAGAAAGUGUACUUCGAAUGGUCACCGUAGGCACAUAGGGGCAGUGCUUUUUCUUUCUAUUGCAUGGCUAACACGCUAUGAAGGAGUUGCUGUCUUUUCUCUUAACUCCUGUAAACUCCUGUAAAUUGAAAAUGCAUCAGAUCAUAGCUCUCACAUCUAUGGACAAGCAGUGUGGUUUGGUAUAGUGCGCACUUGCACUGAUCAAGUUAGAAAGCUGGUAGUUGGCAAUAUGCCAUUUUUAUGACCUUAUUAUAGGCUACCUACGGUGAGUUUGAAGCAAGUCCAGGUAAAUUGUAAAUUCUUGUUUUUUAGAGGGCAAAGUCAAAUGUCAGUUGAGAUUACAUGCUGUUCAUUUGAUGUUUGAAUAUUGACUCUUGUUCCUUGUCAUGAGGUUCAUAAAGACACACCCACAAGUUUUCUUAGUGCAUGUUUCUGAAUAUUCCCACUUUAUGUGCUUAUGAUAAGACUAACAUGAUAGCUGUGGGUAUAGUUCUGUUUGCAUGUAGAUUCAACUUUACUGGGGAUGUUGUAGCAAGGUAAUAACAUUUGUGAAUUAGUUGUGAAGAAAAUGUGGCUAUGUAUUAUGGAGUCUGAUGGGGAAAAAAAGUUGUUAUGGCUUAUCUUUUUUUUUAUACAUAAAUAGUUUUUGUUAAUGUAGUGCAAUGAAACAUUGGCAAACAUUUCAUGCCCUGUAGAAUUUCUGUCCUUAGGUGAAAGGAAAAAAUUCUUUGACUGACAUGCACAUUCCCCUAUGUUAUGAGUGCCUGUAUUUUAAAAGCCACACCCUUCGUUGAAGUAGAAAACAACACAACAUUUUCUUAGUAUUUUGUUUGUAUGCUCUGUAUAAGAAGGUAUUGACCAGCUCUGGAUCAUGUACCCAAUGCUAAUGAACCUGCCUAUGUUUGGUUCCUUGUGAUAUACAUAAUACUAUGUGUUGCUACAAAGUAUUUUCCUUCCAUGGCCAUUCACGCAAUGCUGAUGGUCUUGUUGGCUAGUAGUUUCAGAGGAGUGGGCAGCUGCUGUGUGUGUUUCUCACAGAGGUGCCCCUUGUGUUGCAAGGCUCAUCAUACUUUUGCUGCUUUGCAAUUUUAUCUUGGCACUCUGUAUACGCAGUCGGUUUCAUUGUUGGAGCGCCAAAGCCUGUGUACCUGCAAUCUCGAGAACAGUGUCCUCCAUAAUUUUUGUGCCCUCUUCCCUCAAGAUUUUUUUCUCUCAUGGAAGUGUGGGUUGAAGUUGUGGUUCAGCUGCUUCUCAGCACACCGGUUACCACCAUCUUGAAAACUUUUUGUCAUCUGUUCCCUCUCCUAGCUUCAUUCUUGCUCUACUGGUAUUUACUGGUCUUUCUUCUCAGAUGCCUUCCUGUGUUGUCAAGGAAGCUUUGUACAUAAAGAGCUGUAUAGCAGUUGUAGGCAUUAUUAUAGUGUGCAUAUAGCGUACAGUCUUCCUUCAGAAAAUAGAACCUGUACAACCUGUACAAUAGUAAAUACAAAUAUUAUAUAUAUAUAUGUAUAUAUAUAUAUAUAUGUAUAUCAGUAUGUAUGUACAUGGUGUUUUCUUCUUUUUUGACAUUCACCUGCUGCCAAAGGAGAGUGACAGCUGCAUUAAUGUAUCGUUUUAUGCUAACAUCUUAUUCCUGGGCAUGUCAGAACAUGGAGGGAGUGGGUAUGACUGUUUUACUAGAUUGAUUAUUCUUGCUUCUUGGCUUGUGCAUUGUGGCUGUCAUUUUAUGCUGCCAUCAUCCAAAAGGCUAUAUCUAAAUGACUGUGCUCUUGAAGAAAUGCUGCAUUUCAAAACACACUACUUUCUAUAUGUCACAUGUUUGCUUUGCAGCAAUGAUGCAGAAUACUGGUAUGGUCUGAACCCAUGGGAACAAGACAGACAAGUGCCAGUGUGGAAGUUUUUUUGCACCUUCCUACAUUCUUAGUCACUUUCACAUCAUUUUAAUAUUAAAAUUAAGUGUACCAACCAUUCUGCUUGUUAGCCACAUCAGUGCAGGGGCUUCACAUUUCUUUGUGUGAAAAUAUUUGAAAUAUUACUGGGGCCCCUAUUACAUCAAUAUUGGCACUGCAGUUUGUGAGUUUACUAUUAUUUGGUAAGCUAUGUGGGCUCCGUGUUGCCAUGUCAGUUUUUAAUGCAGUUUUAUGGCAGUAAAAUUGCAACACAUUUGUGCUUGUUGCUCACCAAUGUCUUGCACGAUUACAGCUAACUAAAAUUGCAAUGAGACAUGCAUCACAUACGUAAACUUCCUAUCAUGCCAAAUUUAUAUAACACUAUAGAAUCUUCAUGAUGAAGCAGCAGAAUCGCAUUAGAAGUGCUAAUUUAUGCAGCAAGAAAACCUGGCAUAGCGGCCAGUUGAUUUUUGGGACGUGUGUGAUGUAAAAUGUGCCCAGAUAAGCUGGCAGUGCUAUAAAAUGAAUUUAACGGCUUUAAGAAAAGUAAUUUCAUCGCCUUUUGAAAUGUCAGCAGAAUGGAAUGCUUGUCAAUAGACUUUUGCUCAAUCUUGCACUUUAGUGCAAUAAUAUCAUCUACUUUACAUUCUGGGAUGGCUGCACAUCUUCUGUUAGCCCAAUACCAACUGCUCGAUGUGUGUUGCAUCUUGUCACUAGUGGGAACGUUGGCACUCUAGGGUUAUGUCACGUUGCGUGAAUUCAGUUUGGAUCUUUCUGCCUGCUUACAAGCUUCUACCAUUAUGGUCUGUAAGCACACAAGCAAACUUGUUAAAAGGAUAGAAAUGCUGUAAUGGUUGCUGGCAAGUUGACUGCAGACCCGCUGGUUGCUUCUUAUGUCAAUCGAGCCCAACUCCAAGAUUUCUUGCAUGAUCGCCUAUGAGGCAUACUGCAGCACUGAAAGUGCGCCGUGGGGAUAGCUGUCGUGAGCUGACAUGCCUACCCUGACAAAACUGUCUGCUGACUUGCCAAGCUUGGAUGUGACCUAUGAAAACAGCAGCACAAGAUGAAGUUGAUGCUAUUAAUCAAACUUAAAUACUUGCAUGUCUUCUUUGUGGGAUGAGCUACUUUCAUGUUUCUCCAUGACCACACCAUUUCUACCACCACAUUUUGUGAACACAUUUGCUGCCUGACAUCAAUUUGUUUCAAUUCUAGUGGCAUGAAACAUUACUCGGUCAAAUUUGUUGCAUAAUACGAAAUAUACUGUGCCUAAGAAAAGUGUAUGAAGUUAUAUCCAAUUGAAGCUUUUGUGUCACUGAGGCACUACUAAAAGAGAUCUUGAACAUAUUGAUGCACACAUUUUUCUUAUACUGUAGUACUAAAAUUUCUCAUUUGUUUCUGUUUCUGGUAAACGUUUCAAAUGGAUAGUAUGAUGAUUGUGACAACAUGCAUAACAGUGAUUGUGGUUGUUUUGACCUACAGACCUCCAUGGUUGCAAAUCUUAGGGCCCCUUUGAAAAAUUUCCACAAUACAUGCUGCCCAACAAAACGUGAAGCUUUGGACUUGAACAUCAAUGAUUUUGUGCUGCUGUUUUUUGCUAUUUAUAACAGCUUGAAUGAACAGCCAAGUGCUCCAGAUGUAUGAAGAGACCUCAGAAAUCAUGCAGUCAUCGGAUGCACGCUGAGCUUGUUCAAUACAUUUGCAUGAGCAUAGCAGGACAGGGACUGUAAUGAGGGAGCUGUCUUUUUGGUGCUUCAAAAAUAUAACAGGUGGUCAUGGUUGUUAAAUGACCUGAUGCUACUUGUGACGAUCGGAUUCAAGGGCUUAAAGUGGCCCUUAACCACUUUUUAUUGAAGUCGAGAAAUGCAUUUGAAGUUAAAUUAGACUAUUUCAGAAAUACUUUGCUGCCAAAAGUUAUUCAAUGUGUUCAGCAAAAGCGGAGUUAUUGGCAAUCAAACAUAGCGUUUGCGGUGCUUCCACUCCUUCUUCAAUUAUUUGCAUUGCGAAGGCUACAGCGGAGCGGGGUGUGACCACAACGUUCCGCUACUGGACCUCACCAUGGGGCGCAGUUUCAAAUUUGAUUUUGGAUGUUCGCACAGUCGGCACUAUUUCAGAUUUUGGUGCUAACGACAUGCAAAACGCAGAUGUCCUCAUUGAGCUGCAGUGUGCUCAACCAGUGGACUCGUCGCGGCACCCCGCGGCUGCCGCGGAAUCUACGCUACGUAGCAAACAGCAGCUACAUGCGAUUGCAGCAUUUGCUUUGUGCACGACAGGGCUAGAGUGCGCGCUUGUGCUCAAAUGCUCCUGUUUGGCUGUGCUACGUGGUGCAUACUGGCUUUGUUCUGCACCAGCUUGACCGACAGAUAGUAGCCACAUCCAACUCGUGCAUUUUGAAGCGCUAUCAAGAACUCAUUACAAAGCAAAGUCUGCCAAGGAAUUUAACCAGGAGUGGCCAGGAAGUGUGCACUAGUCUAACCGUAAGUUUCGUAUGGUUAGACGUUUAUUGAGUGUUCAUCAAAACUGGUUGAAAUUAGGAAGACUCUACGGCUACAACAUCGAUAACCAUGGUGGCGAAAGUUUAAUUCCUACGCGGACGGCCGAGGAAGAGCGUGAACAGAUGAUAGUUGGCUUCGUCCCGAAAUAUGCAAUUAUCAAAAUUCAAGAGCAGAUUUUCGUUUACUUCAGCUUGUUUGUUAAACUGCGUCAAUAAAUACACUCAGUAACAGUAGGAAGAAGUGCACUGAUCCAAACACCCUUCUUGAUUGGUGUCAGCUAUUGGUCAAUAGCAGCCAUGUAUGGGAAUCUGCUGUAUUAAGAAAUAAGGUGUCCAGAAAAGAGUGAGGAGCAGACUUAUAUUGAAAAGAGAGUGUUCGAGAGAAGGGUGACUCUGCACUCUGCUUGCAAGAUCCUUGCGCCGCACACGACUGCAAAAUUUGGCUGAGAUGUUCACAGCAGCAUAUGCUAUCCGCAGCCUGUGGUUUUUUCACUAAGCCCGAAGGGUGGUUCAGGGCCCCUUUAAAAAAUUGAAAAAUGUACAAUUUGUUCAUUUACACUGUCUGUAAGUGUAACAAGUUAACAAAUAGGUCAGGUUCUUGCCAGUCACCUGGCUGACACUUUUGUGCUGUGUUGUACUAAACUUUGUCGUAGGCUACAUAUAAAAGUCCAUUUACAUAGGUGUAGUCCUGGCUUUCUUAAGAGUUUUGGAGGCCUAGCAGUUGCACCGGGUGCAUUAAAAAAGAAAGUUUCAAAAGUUUCAAAAAGAUGGAAAUCUCAAAAAAUAUUUAAAAAAGGCUAUUUUGUUGCGUAUGAAGUACGAUUUUGAAGUAGCACAGAUCAGAUUUUUGUGUCUUAAGUUGCAAAAACAAAGAAAAAUAAAUAUAGAGAAAGACUUUAGUUGUUCAUAUUUAUGCAAAUGCAGCAUAUAGGGAGUAUUCAGGUGGCGUCGCAUAGGCCACAGUAUUGUCCUAUUCACAGCUUUCACUGUGGUUCGCUGAAGAUAAGCUAAUUGGGAUAACACGCAGCUUUUCUCUAUGAUGACUGUACAACAAUACGGUGACCUUCAUGAUGUCAGCGCACACCCCAUACUGUUUGGAUAUAGUUGUCUUCCUGGCGACACAGGGCUGCAACUAAAGCUUCAGAGAGCAGAUUUAUGCAUGCCAUUUGAAGUAAAUACUCUCAGGUUAGGCAGGAGUCACUUGCAGACGCUCUUUCAGGCACAAAAAGUUAAUUUGUGAAAUUUUCUCAGGAGUCACGCUUCAAAAUCUCAAGAAAUGUCUUUUCCAUACAGGGAUGGUUGUGUGCCCUCUCCAAUGUCUGGCAUGCCCAUUAACUGGCCAGUUAAGGCGGGUUACUUGUUGAAACUAGUCAGCGCUUUCCUUUUGCAACGGACCUGCAUAAAUGAAAACAAAACACCCUGUAUAUAUAUACACAUAUACAUACAUACAUAAGACGCUACAAUUAAAUACCGCACUUUACUUGAAGCGCUCGCUCAGUGGAACUACUGUUCAAAGUACGUAAAGAAUUCUUGUUUUAGGCGUAAGCUCUGUUGGGCACCGAUUCCGUUGUCUUUCCUUUUGGUUUUCUGGUGCCUUUUGGCUGCUGGUGGUUUUUUCGCAUUGCGAAAGUCUGUGAUAUAAUUUUGAAUGUGGCAGCUAGUCCUGAGUGCUCACAGCCAGCUCCUGGAAGUUUCAGAAUUUUCCUCUGCCAACAUUUUUCUGCUGCCGCAUUUUCUCGAGUUGAUUCUGCCAUUAAACACACAACUCGUUGAAAGAGUGAAUGCAUGCACAUAUGGUAGAGUUGCCUCUCAUCAAGGUAUCUUGAGUUGCUGUUGGCCAUAAGUGUCAUGUUGCCUGAAUGUUCUGAGAGGACUUUGUAUUGUCCAUCUGUCGUCAGUGUUUCCUUGGCUAGUAACAUCACUCAUUGAACAUUAUGUGUGAGAGAAUGUUUCCAUCCUUAAUGCAUGGUUAAAACAUGUUUUGUCAUUUGUUGGCCUUAUAUAUUUAUGGAGGAUGUGCAACAGUAAACUCCAUUUGUGCUCUUUAAUUUAGCUCGAGGCAGCCUGGAUAUUUGCAUCACUCAAACAUGCAUGAAGCUAUAUUUAGUGGAAGCUGUGCAAAAGAGUUCCAACACAUUUGUCAUCCUAAUGGACACAUUCUUAUGAAGUGAAACUGCACCCAGCUUUCGUGCUUAGGUUGUGUGUUCUCAUGUGAUGAGUUGUGACUCCUAUUGCGUUCAUAAUUGCUGCCACGUAGCAUAAUACCUGUCAUAUGUUCUGUGGACUGCAUUUAAUUGCAAAUUUAUUAUAUGUGGAGUCCUUGACAGUUUUUCUUACCUUUGGAAACAGCACUUGAUUUUACAUAGGUUUAAGCAAGAUUACAUCAAGUCUUGGAUGUGCAUUAAAACACUUAGUCUUCUUUUUGCAUGUGUCUAGACAAGCAACCAACCAAUUUCAGAUUAUUUUACCAGCUCCUUUGGAAAGUUUCUUGGCAUGUUUCACUAUGUUGCACAUAGCUUUUAGUGAAUGAAUGCUCUGCAUGAUGGUGUGUAAACUCUGCAACAGCAAGUUGUCUAGGUGGCUGCAGUGCUUUUGCAGUUUGAUAGACAGAAGUAUGUGUGCAUGCAUGCCUCUGUGUGUGUGUGAACAGGCUUUUACUUCAUGCUUGUUCUUUCCUGGCCCAAUAGCAUGUCGUAUAUGAAUACUAGUCUUUUUCAGAAGAGGCUUGGAAGAAGCCGCCUAUGUGGAAGCUGUAUGUUAACUGCCUAUGUUUCAUCGUACAUGCAUUCUGUCUGGUUCUCUCCAAGUGAGGAUGUAUUUUUAACACCAUUAAUGCAGUGUUGUCCACUCUGUGUGUGAAGAAAUGUAUGUGCCUUACUUAUGAAUGAAUUCAUUCACUCUCUGUGCAACUCUGGGGUAAGCUGUUUUUGAGUCAUGAUUGAAGCAUUGACCCAAGUGCUUCUUAUCAUGUUGCUUGCACGUGCAAUUCUCAACUACUAGCUCUUCUAUCUAAUGAACGCUGUUAUUCCCACGGCAAUCCUUAGUGUUGUCACGCAGUAAGAUGUCUCUGCAUAUGCUCUGCAGCUCCACAGGGAAUGCAUUUGAACCAUGUCAUAGAUAGUGUUGGCUUUAUAUAGCAGCCACAGUACAGACACAGCAUUUAUAGAAAAAAAUAUUGUCACUGUUUCAUGGUUUGUUUAUUAUUUUUUACAUUGUUCCAGUGUUAUCAAAUUUUCUCUGAAGGUAUGGCAGGCUGUUCAAAGUGUUUCAAAGUUUAUGCCAAAGAAUAGUUGCGCUCUGUUGUGGAAGCUGACUACACAACAUGUGGCAAAGCUUCAGCACAAUGCAUUUGGCUGCUCAAAAGAAAGGAAGCUCAUCGCUGUGAUUUGUGAGGCAGAAAGCAGUUGUGUGAUCUCUUGCCUAUGAGUUGUCUUUCCCGUAAAACAGCAGUCUUUUGUAAUGUGCUCAGUGCUGUUUGCCCGUGUUGCUCAUAGCUCAAAUGAAAUGUGCACGCUUUUGAAUGGCCCUUGAUGCGAUGACUCACAAGUGGCACAUGUUGCAUGCCCAUAGGAGCGGUCGUGUGUACUAGGCAUUAUGUGUGUGUUUGGCCACAUUUUGUUACACAAGAUAUUUUGUUGUAAGACAUUGUCAGACACAUGGAAAAAAGAACAAGAACAAUGUUAUGAAUAUAACCAGCUUCUGUGAAAUGAGAUGUUGUUUUCAGGAUUUAGUUUAGAAGCAUAAUUGCAGGGCCGUGGUUAUAAUGUAUAUGCUGAUCCUGAGCCUUGCAAUUCUUUCUGAGGCAAUGUAAGACUCUGCUACCAAAAACAGUGGUGACUUUUUCUUGAAGGGUAGAUGGCCUUAUUAAUUUUUCUAAUCAAAUUGUUUCCAUGGUAGAAGAAUCAACAUUGCUACUUUUGUGAUGUCUGCUUUUAAGAUGAUGCUGUUGCUUUAUUGUACUGAGCGAAGUGUCCGCCUAAAUCUGAGAGAUAAAUAUGAGAAAAAGGGAACAGGUGAUUGUUUGGUAACACAGCCGAAAUGCAGGUGCAGUGAUUGAUAGUGAGGGUGCUAUAUAAAUUUGAGAAUUGAAAAUUGUAACUUCUUGGCAUGCCUGAUCAUUUCUUGCUAUCUGCCUGGUGCAUCAGUGUAUGAAAAAAGGAAAAAUUAAUUAUAUUAAAACCACCUCAACCCUUAUUGACUAUUGGUUAAAGGUCAUGUCCAAGUAAUUUGUCCUCUACCCUGCUUGGUCUCUCGAGUGCGCUUUCUGUGUCAAAACAAAAAUUAAAAUGCCUGAACCCUUAGAGAAGAACACAGCAGUCAUGCUAUGAACCAGGGAGCUCAAUUUAUCACUGUUUAUCAGCACCUACCCUGGCAGAACAAGUUAAGGAUUAUGCAAAGAGCAGUGGAACAAAGAAUGCUAGGCAUAACAUUAAGACACAGGAAGAGAGUGGUUUGGAUCAUAGAGCAAAUGGGUGUAGCCAAUAUUCUAAUUGACAUUAAGGGAAAAAAAAAUGGCGCUGGGCAGGUCAUGUAAUGCGCAGGUUAGAUAACCGUUCGACCAUUAGGGUCACAGAAUGGGUACCAAGAGAAAGGAAGCGCAGUCAAGGAUGGCUGAAGACUAGGUGGGGCGAUGAAAUUAGGAAAUUUGCAGGCGCUGGCUGGAAUCGGUUGGUGCCGGACAGGGGUAAUUGGAGAUCGCAGGGAGAGGCCCUUGUCCUACAGUGGACGUAAAAGAUGAUGAUGAUGAUGAUGAUGAUGGUCCUGGCAUUUUAUGAUUUCAACAACUUGUAAGAAUAGAGUUGCAGCACUUGCUACAUCAUAAGAUGAUGUUCAAAUUCACUUUGAAAAUUCACUUUGAGCUGUUAUUCACUCAUUCAGUCAUGGGCACCUUGCUCACUAUUUUAUGGCAAUUGCCUUAAGCUCAGUAAGAGCUGGUAUGCAGAACUGUUGAUUGCUGGGAGUGCUCACUUGCUGCACAGGAGCUAUUUAUUUAUUUAUUUAUUUAUUUAUUUAUUUAUUUAUUUAUUUAUUUAUUUAUUUAUUUAUUGUACCCUCAGGGCCGAUGGCAUUGCAGAGGGAAGUGAGGAAAAGAGUUUGACAUAAUAUUCACAAGUAGAGCAUCAACAAUACAACCAAACACUGCUAUUACACAAUAUUAGUGAAUUGCAGAUAGAAGUGCAUAACCAUGAUGACGUAGGGCCUGUGGAGGCUGGCAUGCAUGUAUAUGAGGGCUAGCACUGAGCAUGAAGGCAAAAGUAAGCACUCAGGGAAGUACCCACUGGGGAGCACUGAGAAUUGCAUUGCCUGAAGCACAUGUGGCUCAUGCAGACACAAUUCACUUGUAAAUUGCACGUAGCUUAAGUCUUUUAGGGUCCCUAUGAAGCCAUUGCCUGUUUUAACUGUCAUGUACAGCUUUAGGCAAACACUUGAUGCCUGACCUGAUGGCAUGCUUUGUUGUUACGGGUACAUAUGUUGUUGGGAAACGGCUAUAGUCAUGUAAUGUACUGGCCAAUGGUCUGUGCCUGUUCGGCCUAGCAUUGACAUAAUUAUCCUUCUGCAGCAAGAGUGCUGCUGGCUAAACUGCCAUCAGAUCUCUGCCAUAUGCAUGUCAUGCUCUUUGCUUAAAGUCUGUCAUUAACUGCGCACUGGUUAUGAUGUUGCACCUUGAUGUGCAUUUAGAGUAUCUCAGGCUUUGCAGAAAUGAAGUUUCACACUAGAGCAAGAGACAGGGGUAUCUGAGGCAUCUAUCAUUAUAUGUUUUACAACGAUUGUUGCAUAUGCUCUUUAAAUGUUUUUCAGAAACACACUUCAUACCAACUCCUGGCAUGGUGGGUUUGGUACAUCUCCUUGUUGAUCUGUUCAGUGUUCGUAUGUCUUUUAUUAUCGGCUGCGGGUUACAAUGUGUGCUCUGCUGUUCUGGCUUUUCAUGAACUUUCAUAAGUACUGCUAGGCCGAUAUGAGAUUUGUAUCAAGAGAAGAAAUUGGUGUUGCACUUUUAUAAAUUUGGGUUUGGCAAAUUGAGCUUGUGCCAUGAAAUAUCAAGUAAGAUACCUCAGUAUCAAGUAACAUUACCUUGUGAAAGCAUAAUGAGUCUGCACAUUUUGUGUGUGUUGUGUCUCAUGCCAUGAGCAUUCCUUUAUCUUUGUAGCAGGGCUAACUAACUCUGCAGGUUGACUUAUCUGGAUAACUUAUUCAAGUUGCAUCAUCUAAACUAUUUUUGCUUUUAUUUCUGUUGUCAAAAGCAAACGGCCAGUCAUUGCUGCAAGUGAUUCUGGAGGGCAUUUCCUGGUACUGAAGCCUAUCUUUGCUGCAAAUCAACAGCCUAAUCUGUAAGAUGAGAAACACUUGUUAUCAACAGAUCACCUUGCUUGCAACCUCAUCAUUUGGCCAUAAUAUCCAGCCAGAACCACCUUUUGCAUGUGGUGCCUGGAUGAAGUGAGUCCGCUAUCCAUGACAGUUCUGUGUGAUGUCUAGAAGUAUACUGAUGGGUUCUCGCUGCAUGCAUGACUCUACAUACUGGCGAGGUGAAGUUGGCUCCACCAGUACUAGUUGCAUGCGAUAACCUGUGAUAUUAUAAGCACUUGGAUGUAACUGCAAGCUUAGAAUUGAAGCUUGAAAGUUGCAUUGAAAUGUGGUAUUGUUGUUGAAACAGAAUGGCUCAAUUUCAAAUAGUGGUUUAUUUGAAGGUUUCUGGUGACACUAGAAUACUGGCACCUUUUUAAAAUGCUAGUGCUUUAUCAAAAAACUCUUUGUCAUCUCGUGACAUUGUAGCCAUGCUGAUCUGUUACAAUAAUUUUGCAAUGUUUAUUCUUGGAUGUUUGUCUAAAACAGCUUGAUUAUGUUACCUUUGGCAAUGAAAUAAACCAGGGACGACACCAGGAUAUUUUUGUUGGAUUGGGGAGGAGGGAAGUAGGAAAACAUGAUUAUCCAUUUUUGUUGUUGGGUGCACUAGGGUACUCCAUCACUUGAUACUACAUCCAGAAAAAAAGGGCAAAUGGGUAGGAAGAAAUAUUGGGCUGUUGGCCACACCUCUCUUGCCCCCUUUAGAGUGCUGCCGCUGAAAUCAGGUGCUGGUUUACCAAAUAAUUGACGUUGUUCACAUUUUAUGAAAGAAGCAGUGAUUUAAAGCAAUAUUGAAUGUUAGGUUUUUGUUGUAACCAAAAAAACCUUGGCUUUAUGCUUUUACAUAUGCCACUGCUGCCCUUGUUGUAUUUUUUGAGACUCUGUACCAUGUGCAUGUUUUCAUUGCAUUGCUGUUACAUGUAUGUGAAGAACAAGGCAUGCUGAGCUUCUUUCUGGAUGGAAGCCUGUUAUUCAUGCAUUCUUUAACACUGCACUGCCAGUGUUCUUAGUUGACGUUAUGUCCUUUGUCCUGUCCACUGUACGAAAGCUUUAAUGUGCCUUUUUAGUCCAUUUUAACAGUUCUGUCUAUGGACUAGCAUUGCUACGGAUUUUGGUUUGAACUCAUUCUUUCUGUUUUUCGAGUUAAAUUUGAACUUGGUACUUCCACAGAAAUUUAACCAUUAGUUUUACAGUAAGCCUAAGCAUGUUUCUUGCGCAGGCAUACAUUCCUCUCGUUGCAGAAUUCAGCCGCAGAACCCAGUGCCAUUGUACUUGGGCAGUGUGCUGGGUGUGGGCUAUUUAAUAUUUAUUAUAGUGUACUUGUUUCUUUACUUGGUGCACAUAGUAACUAUUAUCAAUUACUUAUUCUAGUAGAACUCGGCAUGUGUGUGUUAAUUAUGCCCAAAAGAAAACGGCUGGAUGACUUGUAUGGGGUCGUUGUCUUGCUAUGGCAGAGAUGUCAAUUUAUGCACAGUGGAAGCUGCAGUGCAACAGGAAUAUCUAUCUUUUUUCUUCAGAUGCAUGCUUCCUCUUGAACUGUAGCUGUUUUUACCAUAAGUGAGGCUUAAAGGUGAAACAUGUAGAAGAAGAUGAAUAUACUGGUUGUUUCACGGGAUGCGAGUGCUCAUGCAAGCUUAUUACUGGAAUGCUUGGUAGAAGCCAUUUGCACUGUUAAUGAAGUGCCACGAGUUGUUAGCAUUAGUAGGCUGUAUCUUGCAUGGCUUCCAUCGGCAGCUCAGUCAGUGCUUGAGCUGGUGUUGAUGUUUGCAGGACAGUGUGGUCCAGGGCUCCGACGAUAGAAUAACAUUAGCAGAAGAGCAGGACAAUGCACUGGGGAGAUGUGUUUAAUUUCUUGAAGCGUCUGAACCUUCACCGUUAGGUAUUUUAUAUAGCAACCAGCAGAUGUAACAUUUUCAUCAGAAAGUAAUUAGGAUGCCCUCUUAGCAUUGCUAUUAAAAUUCUGUCUCUCUUUUGUGCACUUUGUGCACUUACAGUUUGUACUAUUAUGUUUUCCAUCUUUAUUGCCUUUCACAUCCACACUAUAUGGUAACAUUCAAUAGUUUAAUAAUGUAGGGCGUCUACCAUUUUCUUUGCUCGUUCUUCUGUCCACACUGUGAUGUAUGAUGUACUUAAAUGGCACAGCUAAUGAAUCCAUUGUUAAAUCGUGCUGAAUGAUUUUUUGUUGUUGUUUACUGAUUACUUUUAUGGAAUUCCUUUCUGUCUUUGCCGGACGGUACUUAGAAAAAUUAACCAUUUGGCCCUGUAACGUAAAACUAUUCCCAUCUGUUUUUAUUCCACUCUCCUGACGGGCAGUAACCCACAGCAUUGUUUGAAAAGCCCUAUCAAACACACUUUUCGUUUAUAGGCGAUCACUUUUUUUCCUUUCAAAGUGAAUAGCAUGGCCUACAUUGAGCAGCUUUACUUAUCUAAUUGGCUGACACAAGGCGAGGAGCAUGCUCAAAUGGAGAGGGUUCCAAUGGGGCCGAGCCAGCACAUUGAAAGUAGAUAACUUGAUGAGGAGGGUGGUGCCGGCUUCUACGAUAGGUCUGCUUUACCUUACUUAGCUUGCGGUGGCUCCUAGAAAGUCACGGUGGCGUGUCAUGGAGGGUUAGAAAUGCUGCUAAAAUGGAUCCACACAGCACAGCAGUGUCGUAUAUCGCACAGCAAUGUCGUAUAUGUGCAGGAAGCACUUGAUAAGGUUAUACUCUCACGCAAAGCUUUUUAUUACAUGCAAAUAAAUACAUGCUCCCUGGCAGCUCGGAGUUGCCAGUGCCAGAAUGAUCGGCAGGCAGCCAUUUUCUAUUCCAUUUCGAAUGGGGCAAUGCCCGGCCAUUUGGAAAAAUAAAAAAUAAAAAUUCAGCUUUGAUGGCAUAUUUAUGCGUCUUUAAUGCGUAUACGUUACUUUGACGCGGUGAGUUUUCGCGGCUUUAUGAUGUCGCGUGACGGACAGGCGAAGUGGGCGCAGCCCAAGAAUGCUUGGCAAAUAGCAGAAGACUAAUGCCGAAUAAGGAGUCGAAUCAGACGGAAUUAUUUUUCUUUCGUUUGGUCUAAUCAUGCAUAAUUAUUGUGCACAUAUUAUAUCAGAUGGGGCGUUUUCGCGGUUUUCGUGAUGCUACGUGAAAGACAAGCGAAGGGAGGUGGCUCGAAAACUUUUUGAUCAAUCGUGGAGUGCUGAUUGCAGCAUUGGAAUAUAUAAGUUUGGAAUAGCUUUAGGUUAUAGCACCCCAUAUGGCCAUUCAUGGCAUCCUUUCUUAGCUACACCCCACGUGCGGUUCUAACGCUAUAAUUUAACGUCACUAAAUUUUCAUUGUGCUCGUGAUGAAGCCAUGCAAGUUGUCGAAAGUGCGUGGGUCAGCUUGAAGAAACAAAUUAAUGCCUGAUCCUCUACAGCUUAAGUUUGAAGACUGUCUUCGGGACCUUUUAAGGGGACCUGAAUCACUUUUUAUUGAAGUGAAGAAAUGCAUUUGAAGUGAAAGUAGGCUAUUUCAAAAAUACUUUGCCGCAGAAUGUACUUGAAUGCAUUCAGCAGAAGCAGAGUUAUUGGCAAUCAAACACAGCCUCCGCCGUGCUCCCAUUCCUUCUUCAAUGCCUUGCACUGCGAAGGCCACGGUGCAGUGGGGCGUGCCCACAACCCUGCGCCUUUUAAUUGUAACCGUGGCGCGCAGUUCAAAUUUCAUUUUGGAUUUAACGUGGACACCACAUUUUCUGAUUUUGGUGCCUAUGACGCGCUACAACAAAGCGGCUAGAUAACGGGUUGCCCAUCUUGCUAAGGCGGGUAUAGCUGCAUUGCCCAUCGUUAGUUCGCAUUAUCGUUGUAAUGUUUAUUUUCCUAGUACAGUCUCCCACCGCUCUGUGUUCGUACGUGAUCGCGUAAUAUUUGUGCAAAUACUACAAUGCGUGAGAUAAUGUGGCUCGUAGACAUAAAAAAAACCUACCUUGAAGAAAAUUUUUGGCAACUUUUGUAUGCACUUUCGUUGUGAUCCGUAUAGGCUCACUGUAAUUGUUUCUCCAUUCCCAGUAAAAAUAAGUUAUCUGUUAAACUUGAUUGUUGUACAGUUUUUGGCGUUAGUAGAUGGUUUUAGCUGGCUUUAGAUGGUUUGUAUUGAGUUCUAGUCAGGCUAUGAGAAUAAUCCCACUGAACAAUAUAUUGCAUUUAAACAUUUUCACCUUGAACUAUAGCUAUAGUGCAGAGUAAAAAAAAUACAUAUAAGGCUGUGUUGUUUGUUUUGAAGCAAGCCUGCACUAAAGCACUCUGGUCUCGCUAAUACAGUCUGCAUCUCACUCAAAAUAGUGACUAGAUUCAGCUGCUCAGCUGUUUAAGCCGCAUCUGGCUGGUGCGGAAAUGUACCUUAUUUCAUGUAAUUUUUUUUAUGUUCUUUUUUCUGUUAAUAAAGACUUGCGUAUGUCUGACAAACUGCACACAAAAACAGAGAAGAACGAGCGAAACUUAGGAGUUGGAACAUUUCUGUUUUAACAAUAAAUCCCCAGGGACCAACACUGCAUGCUCGCUAAGUUAUAAUGCAGCAACUUGAGCCCCAUGUAAGCACCUUGCUAGCGGAGCUAUAUAUAUAUAUAUAUAUAUAUAGCUUCUGUAGAGCUGAAGAAUCGCGGUGAACCACGGGCAAGUGCGGGUGGUCUGCAUGGUCUACAUACAGUAGUGGGGCGGGUGCGCCAUAUGGCGACCUCUGGCAUUAGCAUGGAGGAAGCCAUGCGUCGCGUACUCUGCAAGUGUUUUAUAUAGCGUAGCCUACUGUGUAGUGCAGGAACAAUUGAUUGGGUCAACUGACUGCACCGCACCGGGUCAUUCCCGUAGAGUAACAAAAUGCAUGUGCCAGUUGCUGGGUGUUUUAGAUUGCCGCAUCGCUGCACGUGAUGAAGCUGUAUAUAAUACGUGCUGUAUAAGACGUACUGUAUGAGGACGCUGUACUCGUUGCGUAAAAUUUGGGAGCAUUGCUUGGUUUUGCUCUAAGCGGGGAAGUGUGUAACAUAUGUCUCACAUUUUUUCUGUUGUUGUUUCUGGAUGGUUUUAGCGUUUAAUAAAAACGUCGCUCACUUGGACUGUGA